CUCAUUGAUUCCAUCUUAACUGCAGUAACAAACUCUUCAGUUUUCAAAGUGAAGGAAUCCAUGAUUGUGUUCUCCGUGAAGCCUCUUUUCAGCAUUCUCCUGGUCACUCUAUCCCUAUUGAUUGCAGUGAUUGUUUUGUUUCCUUCAACUCCAUUUUCUGAAAGAUCACUUGCACGGAAUCCUCUACUGUCUAAUUCCAACAGUGAAAAGCAGGAUAUAUGGAGUGUUCAAAGGUUACUAGACUGGAGACCCUGCAAAUGGUGGAUGGAAGGGGGUUCGACUGCGCUGCCGGCGGAGAGUAAUGGAUAUAUCAGAGUGGAUUGUUAUGGAGGCCUCAAUCAAAUGAGACGUGAUUUCUGUGAUGGUGUCGGUAUUGCUCAUUUGUUGAAUGCUACUCUGAUUUUGCCAAAAUUUGAAGUGGCUGCAUAUUGGAAUGAGUCAAGUGGUUUUGCAGAUGUAUUUGAUGUCGACUACUUCAUUCAGCAGAUGAAUGGUUUUGUAAAAGUUGUUAAAGAGUUGCCCGCAGAGAUAGCAUUGAGAGAACCAUUUCGAGUGGACUGCAGCAAACGCAAAAGUCAUUUUGAUUAUAUUGAAAGUGUUCUUCCUUCACUCAUGGAGCACCAUUAUAUUUCAAUCACACCUGCAAUGAACCAAAGAAGUGACAGGUAUCCAUUGUAUGCAAAGGCUGGGCGCUGCCAAGCUUGUUACAAGGCUUUACGCCUUUCCAGAACCCUGGAGAAGAAAAGCUCUGAGCUUUUGGAUACCAUACCCAAGCCCUUUCUUUCCCUUCACUUGCGGUUCGAACCGGACAUGGUUGCUUACAGCCAGUGUGAGUAUGCAGGUCUUUCCCAUGCCUCAGUAGAGGCCAUUGAGGCUGCACGGGGUGAUCGAAAACCAUGGACAGGGGAUGCGGCUCGUGUUUGGAGAAACCGAGGGAAGUGCCCACUUACCCCAAAUGAGACAGCUCUUAUUCUCCAAGCAUUAUCCAUUCCAACAAACACAACUAUUUAUCUGGCUGCUGGGGAUGGUCUGAUGGAAAUUGAAGGUUUAACAAAUGUUUAUACCAAUGUGUACACGAAAUCCACCCUCCUCAGAGGUGAGGAUUUCACAAGCAUGCAUGGAAAUACAAAAGCUGCAUUGGAUUAUUACGUGUCAAUCAACAGUGAUUCGUACAUGGCAACAUAUUUCGGUAACAUGGAUAAGAUGGUUGCUGCUAUGAGAGCAUCUCAGGGAUUGUUCAAAACUCUGUUCUUGAGCAGGAGGGCUUUUGCGGAGUUCACUUCAAAGGGGCUGAAAGGAGAAGAGUUAUCACAAGCCCUUUGGAGAGUUCACAGAGAUGACUUUAUGGUGGGGAGAGGUUCUGCCUUGCCUGAUUGUUUUUGCGAGUUCAAAUUGUAACUGGCACCAUAACGUUUCAUUUGAAACUUUACC
Molecule: messenger RNA, 1431 nt
Organism: Telopea speciosissima
Lineage: Eukaryota; Viridiplantae; Streptophyta; Magnoliopsida; Proteales; Proteaceae
Product: O-fucosyltransferase 13-like
Exons: 6
Coding region: 61-1398 (445 amino acids)
Cellular component (GO): cytoplasm
Source: RefSeq, a predicted model, not a curated record